CAGGUACAGUUCAGAUUCAUGUUGAGUAAAAUGAUACAAAUACGAGGUAUUUUACGGAACGCGUCACACGUAUCGCAGAACAGUCUGUCUGUCUGUAAAAGGCCGACCUACGUGAGGGGCUACUGGCAGCAGCACGGAACCUUCUAUGAGUUCCGCACCUAUUACAUCCAGCCGCAUCUCAACGCUGUCUUCCUCAGACUGACCAAUGAGGAGAUCCACCUGCGGACAGCCCACUCAGAGCUCAUCGGAUACUGGAGUGUGGAAUAUAAGGUAACCGAGUACGUUUUCCACAUCUGGAAGUGUGACAGCUAUGCCCAGCGGGUAUCUGUGUGGGCAGCCCUGGCUCAAGACCCCAAAUGGAUCGAGCAGUACAUCUCUAAAGCGAUGCUCAUGCUGAGCUCUCAGGAUAAUGAGGUGACGUACCUCGUACCCUGGAGCAAAAUUCAGAAGCCACCCAAAGAUGGAGGAGUUUUGGAGCUGGCAACCUUCCAGAUGAAGCCUGGCGGUCUGGCGGUGUGGGGCAGGGCGUUUCAGGCAGCAGUGGGCACCCACACAGGAUCAGGAUACGCCCACGCAGUUGGGGUUUUUCACUCUGAAUUUGGACAGCUUAAUCAAGUGCAUGUUUUAUGGUGGUAUGAGAGCGCAGACCAGCGGGCAGCAAUACGACAUAAAUCGCAUAAUAAUGCCAGAGUGGUGGCGGUAGUAAAGAAGAGUGCAGUGUACCUGGUGUCACAGAAGAACAAACGCAUGUUCCCCUGUGCUUUCUCACCAAUCAAAUAACAUGGCUUCAUGGUUUGACUCCAAACUCAGGAAAAUGUGAAGUGAAAUUUGAUUGAUGCAGUGCGUGAGAUAAGUGAACUGAUAAACAAAUUUAAUUCUUGCAAGUUCCUUGAGAAGUUUUUGCUGAUGGUCAAAUAAUGAUUGUGAAUCAAAAUAAUGCUUUACAUCACAUUAAGACUUCCAUCCUCAAA
Sinocyclocheilus rhinocerous is the source of this 971-nucleotide messenger RNA. RefSeq names its product protein NipSnap homolog 3A-like. The transcript has 7 exons. Bases 19 to 780 code for a protein of 253 amino acids. NCBI's taxonomy places the organism in Eukaryota, Metazoa, Chordata, Actinopteri, Cypriniformes, Cyprinidae. Gene Ontology annotation, cellular component: mitochondrion. The record is from RefSeq and is a predicted model, not a curated record.